Messenger RNA from Arabidopsis thaliana (thale cress), 2805 nucleotides. RefSeq names its product Pentatricopeptide repeat (PPR) superfamily protein. NCBI's taxonomy places the organism in Eukaryota, Viridiplantae, Streptophyta, Magnoliopsida, Brassicales, Brassicaceae. The transcript has a single exon. The coding region runs from base 12 to 2735 and encodes 907 amino acids. The record is from RefSeq and is marked reviewed.
GGACCUCUUUGAUGAAGCUCCCUUGCACGAUUCGAUCAAUAACAAGCUCUCAUUUUCGCAAUAGCUUUAGAAAUGUGAGCUCUGUGAUCGAUUCUGCACAAGAAGAAUGUAGAAUCGCUGAAGAUAAGCAAUUCGUCGAUGCUGUCAAAAGAAUCGUGCGAGGGAAACGGAGCUGGGAGAUCGCAUUGAGCAGUGAGCUAGUCUCGAGAAGAUUGAAGACUGUUCAUGUUGAAGAGAUUCUGAUUGGAACCAUUGAUGAUCCCAAAUUGGGUUUGAGGUUUUUCAAUUUCCUCGGUUUGCAUCGAGGAUUCGACCAUUCCACGGCGUCGUUUUGUAUUUUGAUCCAUGCUCUGGUCAAAGCUAAUCUCUUCUGGCCUGCUUCAUCACUGUUGCAGACGCUUCUGCUUCGUGCGCUGAAGCCAAGUGACGUUUUUAAUGUGCUUUUUAGUUGUUAUGAAAAAUGUAAGCUUAGUUCAAGCUCGAGUUUUGAUUUGUUGAUUCAGCAUUAUGUACGAAGUAGGAGAGUUCUAGAUGGAGUUUUGGUGUUUAAGAUGAUGAUAACGAAAGUUAGUUUACUGCCUGAAGUGAGAACUUUGAGUGCUCUUUUACAUGGGUUGGUUAAGUUUAGGCAUUUUGGUUUGGCAAUGGAGUUGUUCAACGAUAUGGUCAGCGUGGGGAUUCGUCCUGAUGUUUACAUUUACACAGGAGUUAUACGUAGCUUGUGUGAGUUGAAAGAUCUCUCUCGAGCUAAAGAAAUGAUUGCUCAUAUGGAGGCAACAGGAUGUGAUGUGAAUAUAGUUCCAUAUAAUGUGUUGAUAGAUGGGCUUUGUAAGAAGCAGAAGGUUUGGGAGGCUGUUGGGAUAAAGAAGGAUUUAGCUGGAAAAGAUCUGAAACCAGAUGUUGUGACAUAUUGUACAUUAGUCUACGGGUUAUGUAAAGUGCAAGAAUUUGAGAUCGGAUUGGAGAUGAUGGAUGAGAUGUUAUGUUUGAGGUUCAGUCCUAGUGAAGCUGCGGUUUCAAGUUUGGUAGAGGGGUUAAGGAAGAGGGGAAAGAUUGAAGAGGCGCUUAACUUGGUUAAAAGAGUAGUAGAUUUUGGUGUCUCACCUAAUUUAUUUGUGUAUAACGCAUUGAUUGACUCAUUGUGCAAAGGUAGAAAGUUCCACGAAGCUGAGUUGCUUUUUGAUAGGAUGGGGAAAAUUGGGUUGCGUCCUAAUGAUGUGACCUAUUCAAUUUUGAUUGAUAUGUUUUGCAGAAGAGGGAAACUGGAUACGGCACUUAGUUUCCUGGGGGAAAUGGUUGAUACGGGUUUGAAACUAAGUGUGUAUCCAUACAAUUCUUUGAUUAACGGGCACUGCAAGUUCGGUGACAUUAGUGCAGCAGAGGGUUUCAUGGCAGAGAUGAUUAAUAAAAAGUUGGAGCCAACAGUGGUAACAUACACAUCAUUAAUGGGUGGAUAUUGCAGCAAAGGGAAAAUAAACAAGGCCCUUAGGCUCUAUCAUGAGAUGACAGGGAAGGGUAUUGCGCCGAGUAUCUAUACAUUCACCACGCUUUUAUCGGGUCUAUUCCGUGCUGGGUUGAUUCGUGAUGCAGUAAAGCUGUUUAACGAGAUGGCAGAAUGGAAUGUUAAGCCAAACAGAGUGACUUAUAAUGUCAUGAUUGAAGGUUAUUGCGAGGAAGGAGACAUGUCUAAAGCCUUUGAGUUCCUGAAAGAAAUGACCGAGAAAGGUAUUGUGCCUGAUACAUACAGUUAUAGACCGUUGAUACACGGGCUAUGUCUCACAGGUCAAGCUUCGGAAGCCAAAGUGUUCGUGGAUGGCCUUCACAAGGGAAAUUGUGAGCUGAAUGAGAUAUGUUAUACCGGACUCUUACACGGAUUUUGCAGAGAAGGAAAAUUAGAAGAGGCGUUAAGCGUUUGUCAGGAGAUGGUACAAAGAGGGGUGGAUUUGGACCUUGUGUGCUAUGGUGUUCUUAUAGAUGGAAGUUUAAAGCACAAAGAUCGAAAGUUGUUUUUUGGACUUUUAAAGGAGAUGCAUGAUAGAGGACUAAAGCCUGAUGAUGUGAUUUAUACAAGUAUGAUUGAUGCAAAGAGCAAAACCGGAGAUUUCAAGGAAGCAUUUGGAAUAUGGGAUUUGAUGAUAAACGAAGGGUGUGUACCUAAUGAAGUCACGUACACUGCUGUUAUCAACGGAUUAUGCAAAGCCGGGUUUGUUAAUGAAGCCGAGGUUCUUUGUUCAAAAAUGCAGCCUGUCAGUUCGGUUCCUAACCAAGUAACGUAUGGUUGUUUUCUCGACAUUCUCACCAAAGGAGAAGUAGACAUGCAGAAAGCUGUGGAGCUCCAUAAUGCAAUCUUGAAAGGGCUUUUAGCAAACACCGCUACAUAUAAUAUGUUGAUCCGCGGUUUUUGUAGACAAGGGAGAAUAGAAGAAGCUUCUGAGCUCAUCACAAGGAUGAUAGGCGAUGGAGUUUCCCCUGAUUGUAUAACCUACACAACAAUGAUCAAUGAGCUUUGUAGGAGAAACGAUGUGAAGAAAGCGAUUGAGUUAUGGAACUCGAUGACGGAAAAGGGUAUAAGGCCAGAUAGAGUAGCGUAUAACACCCUAAUACACGGUUGUUGUGUGGCGGGAGAAAUGGGGAAGGCGACCGAGUUGAGGAAUGAGAUGUUGAGACAAGGCUUGAUACCUAACAACAAAACCAGUAGAACAACUACUUCGAAUGACACUAGUUCUAAAUCCUAACCCCUUUGGUAAUUGUAUAAGUUGAAACAUUCUUUGACAUCUCAACCAUUUAUAGAUAAGAAAUAAUUUU